AUGUCAGGAAAUAGAUCCUUGCCGUCCGGAAGUACCGGAUCACGCGAUAGUACCCCGUCGCUCAAGAGCGAUCACGGUAGUAUGUCCAGUAAUACAAGCCAGGAAACUCUAGAUAAAAGAAAGAAGGUGAAAGACGAGAAGGAAGCUGAAGAUCGGAAGAAAGCAGAAAAGGUGGAAAAAGAUCGAAAGAAGGAAGCGAAGAAGAAUGCACAAGAUAAAAGAGAGCCACCACUCCGAAGGAAUCAAAGGAUGCCUAGCGGUGGUACUGGGAAUGCUACUGGUGGAAGUGGAAGUGCUAGUAAAGAACCAGCCAAGUAA
Botrytis porri is the source of this 318-nucleotide messenger RNA. RefSeq lists its product as uncharacterized. The record is from RefSeq and is a predicted model, not a curated record. NCBI's taxonomy places the organism in Eukaryota, Fungi, Ascomycota, Leotiomycetes, Helotiales, Sclerotiniaceae. The transcript has a single exon. The coding region runs from base 1 to 318 and encodes 105 amino acids.